AUGCCGAAAAAACCUUUGGAUGCUAAUAAACCUCGUGGACCAGUAACAGCUUAUGCAUUGUUUGUUCGUACAUGUCGUGAUGAAUUACGUCGUAAAUAUCCUCAAUUAACAGUUGAUUACAAUGUUAUAGCAAAGAAAUGUUCCGAACGUUGGAAAGUUAUGAGUGAUACUGAAAAAAAACGUUUUAAUGAUACAGCUGAUUUACAACGUAAACGAUAUAAAGAAGAAAUGGCAACAUAUUUACAAGAACAAUCAGUUAAACAACAGCAACAACAACAACAACAAUCUGCAACAUCAUCAAUAUUACUUCAAACACCAUCAACACAAUAUCUUGUCGAACCACAACAACAUACAUUAAUUAUACCAACACAAACACAACAAACAGCAACAACAACAAUUGUUACUGUACCAAAGAAACCAGCAAAAAAACGUGAAAGAAAACCAAAAGAUCCUCUUGCACCUAAGAAACCUUUGUCAGCAUAUUUUCUUUUUUGUGCUGAUGAACGACCAAAAGUUCAUGGUUCACAAACAGGUAAAGAAAAAUAUUUUAUUUGA
This is a messenger RNA of Rotaria sp. Silwood2, 555 nucleotides long. NCBI's taxonomy places the organism in Eukaryota, Metazoa, Rotifera, Eurotatoria, Philodinida, Philodinidae. The record is from the annotation of a GenBank genome assembly.